Molecule: messenger RNA, 1149 nt
Organism: Tetrahymena thermophila SB210
Lineage: Eukaryota; Ciliophora; Oligohymenophorea; Hymenostomatida; Tetrahymenidae
Exons: 2
Source: RefSeq, a predicted model, not a curated record
AUGAAUAUCUUUAGAAAAAGUUCAACAAAAUAAAAGAUGAUAAAGCACACUUAACUAAAGUAAAAUAAAUAUGAUGUCAGAUUAUCCAUUUAUAAUGCCAACACUUUAGUUGAUCAAGACUAUCGCUUGUAAGAUAAAUAUGAAUGUCUCUUCUACAUGGGAUUAAAGCAAGCCCUUAAUAGACUUUAAACAUGUAUUGAAAUUGCAAACAAUUAGACUCUUAGAAAUCCCUAAAAGCAUUUGUUAUAUCCUUUUUUGCAAUAAUUGAGUUUUUCAGCUAUUAAAAACCUGAUAGCUUAGGAUGCAGCACAAAUCCCUGAUUAAUUAAAAAAAAUAGCAUUAAUUACUAGAGAUGCUCGAAAAUACAGAUACUUUAAGUCUGAUUGGCAAAACAGGCUAGCAAGAGUUUGGAAUCAGUGUAGAAACGAUUUGCUAAAAAAUGUAAAAGAGGCAAAAGAGUAAAAAAAAAAUAAUUAAACUGAAGUUAAAAAAUUAACAAAUUCCUAAGAGCCAUAAAAAAUAAUAACCCCUCCUCCUAUGUAAUACUAUUUAGCUAUGGAUAUCUGCCCAUAUGCUUACCCCUUUUCCUUCACAUAUGGAAGAAAAUAAGGAUAUUGCUUAGAUUUAAAUGGAGCUUUGAAUUGGUUCAUAACUGACUGCAAUAAAUCAGAAAAAGCCUAUUUUUAUUCAAUCCUUGAAAAACCUGAAAUUUGUGAGUAAUUUGAUUUUCUCUACGAAAUACCUCCUUAAAUUAGGAUUUUCAAGCCAAAACACUAAAAUGAGUAUUAAUUUAUUAUAAGAUUAAACUCAUGGCUAGUGAGCAACGCAAAUAACGAAGAACUCUAAACAGUUGAAAUGAUUAAAACUUUUUUAAAAAAGAAAUGGCAUGCUCUUCCAAAAAGAUUUUAAAACCUUGUAAGCAGUUUAUAAUCUUAAACAGUCUCGAUAGUUUCUUUGUUUAAUCUAUUAUUCCAUAUUUACCCAAUAGAAGAACUAUAUUUAAAUCAAAUCCCUCUUAAGAAACCAUUUAAAUAUGAAUAUGCUAACUCAGUCCCUUAAAGUGCCAAACAAGAUUAAAUAUUAGACUAAAAUCUGUAUUGGGGACCAUCAAAAUAUGGUGGAGCAGUUUUUGAAACAUCAUAUUUUUGA